Molecule: messenger RNA, 1449 nt
Organism: Closterium sp. Naga37s-1
Lineage: Eukaryota; Viridiplantae; Streptophyta; Zygnematophyceae; Desmidiales; Closteriaceae
Source: the annotation of a GenBank genome assembly
AUGACCUUACAUUUGAUCUCUCCUCCCUCCCUCUCCCUCCCAAUCCCUCCCAACUCCCCUUGCGCCUCCUCCCCUCCCCCUGCACCUCUUCUCCGCCCCUUGCCUCCGCCCACUCGCAGUCAGCAGGACAAAAACGAGAUGCCUUGUGAGUCGACUCAAAAUUCCCUCCCCCUGCACCUCUUCCACUCCCCUCCCCCACUCGCCCCCUGCCAGCGGACUCAGCCCCUCCCCCCUUCCAACUCGCACCCUGCCACUCGCCCCCUGCCAGCUGAUGUGUGCAGCCUGCAGGAUGACAAUCCGUGUGCGGUCGGCACGUGCAUCAACGACAACACGGGCGGCUACUUUUGUCUCUGUCCGCCGGGAUUCGAUCAAGGGUACCGCCCCAAUGCAGCGCACACAUGCGUCCCAACUUCUCAGUCGCUUCCCCUCCUCUUCUCACCUCUCCUCCUCUUCUCGCCUCUCCGCUUCUUGCUUCUCACUCACCUAUCCACACUACUUCGUCCCUCCCUCUUCCUGGCCCUCUCCCCCUCCCUCUCUCCCCCUCUCCACCUGCCUCUCUCCAACCUCCAACACCACCACCACCCUUUUUUUCACUACACGGUCAUCUUCCCAAUAGACAUCGACUGUCCGCUCGUCUACCAGCUCUACGGCCUCACAGAGAAGGCAUUCCUAGCUCAGAACCCCGACCUGACCAUGGAUCACUGCAUGACCAUCCCCGCCAACACGGAAGUGAGCGUGCUGCCACCCCUCACGGGGUCGGUGCAGUGUGGGCUGUUCUACUCGUGGACGGCAAAUGACACCUGUAAUGGCGUGGCGAGCUUGUUCUCGCUCACAGUGGGCGGCUUGUUGCGUCUCAACCCCAACAUCAACUGCACGAGUAAAACCGCCUGGAACGCUCCGACUGUGAACCAGCAGCUGUGCGUGGCAUUAGGCAACGGGGCAGACCUACCUAUGUGCACGGAGUGGUACACGGUGCAGGCAGGGGACACGUGUCCGAGCAUCAUGGCGAGUCACUCACUCAAUGACACUACAUUCUUUGCACUCAACCCGGGGCUGGGCUGCGAUAGCCUCUUCCCCUCCGUUGGUGCCAGCCUCUUCCCGUCCUUCAGUGGCAGCGGCCGCGGCUGGAGUGGCAAUGGCGUGCAGCCCAUUGCCCUCGCUCUCACAUCGUUCCUGCACACGCCUAUCUUCCCCCUUCUGUGCUCCCAUCGUCCUCCUGUGCUCCACGCCCAUCCAUCCCCAUCGCAGGUGUGUGUGGACGCAUACAUCCUGGCGGUGUCUAAGGCGCCGUGCUUAAAGUACUACUCGGUGACGAGGGGGGACUUCUGUGCGCGCAUCAUAUCGCUCAAGUUCCAGAACAGUGCGCGGAAGAUGGCAGAGCUGAACAACGGAUACGUGUGCACCAAUAGCAAGCUCUACGUGGGGCUCUCACUUUGCACCCAGAGGUAG